Molecule: messenger RNA, 7055 nt
Organism: Dipodomys ordii (Ord's kangaroo rat)
Lineage: Eukaryota; Metazoa; Chordata; Mammalia; Rodentia; Heteromyidae
Gene: Acan
Product: aggrecan
Exons: 17
Coding region: 1-6651 (2216 amino acids)
Biological process (GO): cell adhesion
Molecular function (GO): calcium ion binding; hyaluronic acid binding
Source: RefSeq, a predicted model, not a curated record
AUGACCACGCUACUCUUGGUUUUCGUGACUCUGCGGGUCCUCGCAGCAGCCAGAGCAGAGGAAAUGCCAGACCAUGACAACGCGCUGAGCGUGAGCAUCCCGCAGCCUUCCCCCCUGCGGGUCCUCCUGGGCUCCGCCCUCACCAUCCCCUGCUACUUCAUGGAGCCCGCGCACCCCGUGACCACCGCCCCGUUCACCGCUGCGCUCGCCCCGAGGAUCAAGUGGAGCCGCGUGUCGAAGGAGGAGGAGGUGGUGCUGCUGGUGGCCACCGAGGGCCGCGUGCGCGUCCACAGCGCCUACCGCAACAAGGUCUCGCUGCCCAACUACCCCGCCAUCCCCAGCGACGCCACCCUGGAGCUCCAGAGCCUGCGCUCCAACGACUCGGGCGUCUACCGCUGCGAGGUGACGCACGGCAUCGCGGACAGCGAGGCCACCCUGGAGGUGGUGGUCAAAGGCAUCGUGUUCCACUACCGCGCCAUCUCCACGCGCUACACGCUGGACUUCGACCGGGCGCAGCGGGCCUGCCUGCAGAACAGCGCGGUGAUCGCCACGGCCGAGCAGCUGCAGGCCGCCUACGAGGAUGGCUUCCACCAGUGCGACGCCGGCUGGCUGGCCGACCAGACCGUCAGGUACCCCAUCCACACGCCCCGGGAAGGCUGCUAUGGAGACAAGGAUGAAUUCCCCGGCGUGAGGACCUACGGCAUCCGAGACACCAACGAGACCUACGACGUGUACUGCUUUGCGGAGGAGAUGGAGGGCGAGGUCUUCUACGCCACGUCCCCAGAGAAGUUCACCUUCCAGGAAGCGGCCAGCGAGUGUCGCCGGCUGGGCGCCCGGCUGGCCACCACCGGCCAGCUUUACCUGGCCUGGCAGGGCGGCAUGGACAUGUGCAGCGCGGGCUGGCUGGCGGACCGCAGCGUGCGCUACCCCAUCUCCAAAGCCCGGCCCAACUGCGGGGGCAACCUGCUGGGCGUGAGGACCGUCUACCUGCACGCCAACCAGACCGGCUACCCCGACCCCUCGUCCCGCUACGAUGCCAUCUGCUACACAGGUGAAGACUUCCUGGACAUCCCCGAAAACUUCUUCGGACUGGGCGGCGAGGAGGACAUCACCGUACAGACGGUGACCUGGCCGGACCUGGAGCUGCCGCUGCCCGGGAACGCCACGGAGGGGGAGGCCCGGGGCAACGUGAUCCUCACCGCCAAGCCCCUCUUCCACCUCUCCCCCACCACCCCGGAGCCCGACGCCCCCUUCCCAGUCGCCCCUGAGGCCACCAGGCCCUGGGACCUUCCAGAAGAAUCCACGCCCGGGCUGGGCCCCGCCACGGCCUUCACCAGCCAGGACCCCGUGGUACAGGUGACCGUCGGGCCAGGCGCAGCCGGGCUUCCAGGACAGCCUGGCUCAUCGGGGGGGGUGGUGUUCCACUACCGCCCGGGGUCCACGCGCUACUCGCUGACCUUCGAGGAGGCUGGGCAGGCCUGCCUGCGCACGGGGGCCGUCAUGGCCUCGCCCGAGCAGCUGCAGGCGGCCUAUGAGGCGGGCUACGAGCAGUGUGACGCCGGCUGGCUGCGGGACCAGACGGUCAGGUACCCCAUUGUCAGCCCCCGGACCCCAUGUGUGGGCGACAAGGACAGCAGCCCCGGGGUCAGGACCUACGGCGUGCGGCCGUCAUCGGAAACCUACGACGUGUACUGCUACGUGGCGGAGCUUCAAGGGGAGGUGUUCUUUGUCACUCGUCUGGAGCAGUUCACCUUCCAGGAAGCCGUGGCCUUCUGCGAGUCCCAGAACGCCACCCUGGCCUCCACCGGGCAGCUGUACGCUGCCUGGAGCCGCGGCCUGGACAAGUGCUAUGCCGGCUGGCUGGCAGAUGGCAGCCUGCGCUACCCCAUCGUGACCCCGAGGCCCGCCUGUGGCGGGGACAAGCCAGGCGUGAGGACCGUCUACCUCUACCCCAACCAGACCGGCCUGCCCGACCCGCUGUCACGACACCACGCCUUCUGCUUCCGAGGUGUCUCAGUGGCACCCUCUCCGGGAGAAGACAAGCAUGGCACAGCCACACCACCCACCGGCCCCGAGGACUGGAUCGUCACACAGGUGAGGCCGGACGUGGCCGCCGUCCCCCCAGGGCUGGACAGGACCCUGGCCCCCAGCUCCACCAUCGAGCCUGAAAGCCACACUGCAUGGGAGCCAGUCGACACCUUGGUGGCCACAACCUCACCAGCAGGGACCCCUGCCACAUGGACUGCCAGUGGCCCAGAAGCAGAGGGAGCCACGGAAGGGGCCACGGAAGGAGCCACAGAAGGAGCCACGGAAGGGGCCACAGAAGGAGCCACGGGCGGACCGACUGCCACUGCCGCUGAGCCUGUGGAACCCUCUGCCUCUGAAUCUCCGGAGGGGCUGUCCUCACCGUCACCCCGCGGGACCGAGCCGCCUCCGCCGGGCUCUGGGGAGGCGUCGGGGGCCCCUGACCUCACAGGCAGCGGAGAGGCCUGGGGAGGCCCCGACGCCAGCGGCCAGCCCUCAGGGGGCAGCGGGAGCAGCCAGCCCUCCGGCGACCUGGACCUCCACGGCCUCACCUCCACGGCGGGCUCCGGGGAGGAAGACGGCGUGGAGCAGGCCGGCCGGCCGGGGGUUGGCAGUCUGCCCUCUGCAGGCCAGGGUGCGGACGGCUCCACCUCUGGAGCAGAGGACCUCAGCGGGCGGCCUUCUGGAGACGGUCUAGAGACUUCCGCCUCCGGAGUAGAGGACCUCAGUGGGCGGCCUUCUGGAGAAGAAGGUCUAGAAACUUCUGCCUCCGGACUAGGGGACCUCAGCGGGCGGCCUUCUGGAGGAGAAGGCCUAGAAACUUCCACCUCUGGAGGAUGGGAUGUCAGUGGGUGGCCUUCUGGAGGAGAAGGUCCAGAAACUUCCACUUCUGGAGUAGACCUCAGUGGAAUUUCUUCUGGAAGAGAAAAUCUAGAAACUUCUGCUUCUGGGAUAGAGGAUCUCCAUGUGCUUCCUACUGAAAAAGAAGGUCUGGAAACUUCUGCCUCUGGAGGAUGGGAUGUCAGUGGACUGCCUUCUGGAGGAGAAGGUCUGGAAAAUUCUGCAUCUGGGAUAGAGGACUUCAGUGUGCUUCCUACUGGAGAAGGUCUAGAAACUUCUGCAUCUGGAGCCGAGGACCUCAGCAGACUUUCUUCUGGAAGGGAAGGUCUAGAAACUUCUACUUCUGGAGAUGAGGACCUCAGUGGACUUCCUACUGGAGGAGAAGGUCUAGAAACUUCUGCAUCUGGAGCAGAGGACCUCAGUGUGCUUCCUACUGAAGGAGAUCUAGAAACUUCUAGUUCUGGAGCUGAGGACCUCAGUGGACUUCCUACCGGAGGAGAAAGUCUAGAAACUUCUACUUCUGGAGAUGAGGACCUCAGUGUGCUUCCUACCAGUGGAGAAGGUCUAGAAACUUCUACUUCUGGAGAUGAGGACCUCAGCGUGCUUCCUACCAGUGGAGAAGGUCUAGAAACUUCUGCAUCUGGAGCAGAGGACCUCAGUGUGCUUCCUACUGAAGGAGAUCUAGAAACUUCUAGUUCUGGAGCUGAGGACCUCAGUGGACUUCCUACCGGAGGAGAAAGUCUAGAAACUUCUACUUCUGGAGAUGAGGACCUCAGCGUGCUUCCUACCAGUGGAGAAGGUCUAGAAACUUCUACUUCUGGAGAUGAGGACCUCAGUGGACUUCCUACCAGAGGAGAAGGUCUAGAAACUUCUGCGUCUGGAGCAGAGGACCUCAGUGUGCUUCCUACUGCAGGAGGAGAUCUGGAGACUUCUGCGUCUGGAAUUGAGGACCUCAGCAGGCUGCCUUCAGGAAGGGAGGGCCUAGAAACUUCCACUUCUGGAGCCGAGGACCUCAGUGGGCUGCCUUCUGGAGGAGAGGACGUGGUAGGCUCUGCGUCUGGGGCCCCAGACUUGGGCUGGCUACCUUCAGGAACGCCAGGAAGCGGCCAUGCUCCGGAAGUGAGCGGCCCCCCCUCUGGAUUCAGUGGUGAGUAUUCUGGAGGGGACCUUGGGAGCGGCCCAGCCUCGGGCCUGCCUGACUUCAGCGGCCUCCCCUCUGGACUCCCGACGGUCUCCCUUGUGGACGCCACGCUGGUGGAAGUGGUCACGGCCACCACGGCCAGCGAGCUGGAAGGGAGGGGCAUUGUCAGCAUCAGUGGUGCCGGGGAAAUCUCUGGGCUGCCCGUCGGUGAGCUGGACACCAGUGGACUUGCUUCAGGAGCCGAGCUCAGUGGCCAUGCGUCCGGCUCUCCUGACCUCAGCGGGGAAGCAUCUGGACUCUUCGGCACUAGUGGACAGUCAUCUGAGUUUCCUGACCUGAGCGGAGAAGCGUCUGGAACUUCCGAGGUCAGUGGGCAGCUAUCAGGAUUUCCUUACGGCAGCGGGGAAGCGUCUGGAGUGAUGGAGUCCAGUGGCCUCUCCUCUGGACAACCAGACGUGAGCGGAGAAGCUUCUGGAGUUCUUUCUGGUAGUGGUCAGCCAGUUGACAGAACGGACCCGAGUGGAGAAUUCUCCGGGGCUCUCGAUCUCAGUGGGCAGUCCUCGGGGGUGGCGGGAUUCGGGGAAGCCACCCCCCGAGUCCCUGAGCUCGCCUCUGGGGCCGUGAGCGGCAGCGGUGAAUCUUCUGGCAUUGUGCUCGUGGACACCAGUUUGGUGGAGGUAACCCCCACUCCGUCUAAAGAGGAAGAAGGCUUGGGGUCUGUGGAGCUCAGCGGCCUCCCCUCUGGGGGGCUGGAUGGCAGUGGACAUUCUUCUGGAACAUUCGACUCCAGUGGGCUUCCAUCACGGGCUCCGGAAUUCAGUGGCCUCCCGAGCGGUGUGGCUGAGGUCAGCGGCGACUCUUGGGGGGCCGAGGCCGGGAGUGGGCUGGCGUCCGGCCUCCCCACCGUCUCCCUAGUGGACAGAACCUGGGUGGAAUCUAGAACCCAGGCCCCUACUGCCCAGGAAGCUGGAGAAGGGCCCUCGGGCAUGUGGGAGCUUGGCGGGGCGCACUCCGGAGAACAUUCUGGAUCUGUGGACCUCAGCAGGCUGCAGCCGGGACGGGAAGCCAGCGGCAGCGACCCACCGAGCCCUCCCGAUUCCAGCGGGGACUUUUCCAGCCCCGCCGCCGCUGAUCUAAGUGGCGACUCCUCAGGCCGCGCAAGCGCCAGCGGAGACGCCUCGGGGUCCCCGGACGUCACCUGGAUCGCUUCCGAGUUGGUGGAGGGCAUCACCGAGCCAACCGUUUCCCAGGAGCUCGGCCGGGGACCCCCCGCGACACACACACCACGGGCCUCUGAGGCCAGCGGGGAGGUCCCGGCGUGGAGUGGAGCCACACCAGCCUUCUCUGGGGCCGGGGUAGAAACUUCUGUGACCCCUGAAGCCAGCGGCGGGUCAUCUGCCUAUCCUGAGGCCACGGUGAACCCCGAGGCCAGCGGCGAAGCGCCGUGGUCCACCCCCGCUGCCUUCCCAGAAGCUGGGCUGGCCAGUGCCUCAGGCCUGGGUGCCAGUGGCAGCCCUUGGGCCUUUCAGGAAGGUUCUGGAGAGGGAACAGCCGGCCCAGAAGUAAACACAGAGGUCACCACCGGCUACGAUGUGGACACAGAGGCACGAGUAGCUCCCUCUGCUUCUGGAGACAGGACCGAGAUCAGCGGAGACCCGUCUGGUCACACCUCAGGCCCGGACACGGACAUCACCGCCAGCAUCGUGGAGUUUGAGCAGCCAACAGAGGGCCCAGCAGAGGCGCAUCUGGAAACCGAGUCCCUGAGCCCCUGGCAGACAGAGGACCAGACCCAAACCUCCAACACGGCCGCUGCCCCAACAGAUGCCUCCAGCCCUACUUCUCGAACACAGGGGUCAGGGGAAGCAGAGUGGACCGAUGAAGACGUGGAUGAAUGCCUGUCAAGCCCUUGUGUGAAUGGAGCCACCUGUGUGGACGCCGGCGCCUCUUUCACAUGCUUAUGCCUUCCCAGCUACCGAGGGGACCGGUGUGAGAUCGACCAGGAGGUGUGUGAGGAAGGCUGGACCAAGUUCCAAGGUCACUGCUACCGCCACUUCCCCGACCGCGAGACCUGGGUGGAUGCGGAGAGGCGGUGUCGCGAGCUGCAGGCUCACCUGAGCAGCGUGCUCACUCAGGAGGAGCAGGAGUUCGUCAACAAAAACGCCCAGGACUACCAGUGGGUCGGCCUGAAUGACAGGACCAUUGAAGGGGACUUCCGCUGGUCAGAUGGACACCCCCUGCAAUUCGAGAAGUGGCGUCCCAACCAGCCGGACAACUUCUUCGCCGCGGGCGAGGACUGCGUGGUGAUGAUCUGGCACGAGGCGGGCGAGUGGAAUGACGUGCCCUGCAACUACCACCUGCCCUUCACCUGCAAGAAGGGCACGGUGGCCUGCGGUGCGCCCCCCGCGGUGGAACAUGCCAGGACCCUGGGCCAGAAGAGAGACCGGUACGAGAUCAACUCCUUGGUGCGGUACCAGUGCACCGACGGCUUCGUCCAGCGCCACGUGCCCACCAUCCGCUGCCAGCCCAGCGGGUACUGGGAGGAGCCGCGUGUCACCUGCACAGACACCACCACCUACAAGAGCAAACGGCAGAAGCGGAGCUGGCGGCCGACAGCCCGGCACAGCCUGCCCAGGGCAGCGCACUGAGAGAAGCUUCCAGAACAUUGUCGUACCCAGGAUGCUGAGCCCAGGGGCCUCCCCCACCCAGACAGCAUCCUCUCCCGGUUGCUUCUUGUCUUAUAAGGAAUCCCAUUAAAGAAGGAAACACGAAAUCCGACAUCGCGUAUGCCCACCCCACCGCCAUGCCCCCCAAAACUGCAUCUAAUUUGUCCCCCCACCAAAAGCCAAAGCCAAGCAAAUUCACUGUUAACCCAGAGACUGGGGUGAGAGAAAUUCUGCAGUCUGUCCAUCCGUCCAUCCGCCCACCGUGCCUUUCCAAGAACCAGCACAGGGACAGGAGAGCAGGGAGGGGUUAAGUUAAAUAAAGAAGAUUAUUUUUUUGUUCCCGGACUUCACCCCAGCCCCAUUGGGUCGGUCUUUGUUUGCCCGCC